Carya illinoinensis is the source of this 1855-nucleotide messenger RNA. Its product is annotated as cytochrome P450 76A1-like. The coding region runs from base 100 to 1665 and encodes 521 amino acids. The transcript has 3 exons. Lineage: Eukaryota; Viridiplantae; Streptophyta; Magnoliopsida; Fagales; Juglandaceae. Gene Ontology annotation, molecular function: iron ion binding; oxidoreductase activity, acting on paired donors, with incorporation or reduction of molecular oxygen; heme binding. The record is from RefSeq and is a predicted model, not a curated record.
CUAGCUAGGCCGAAUUAAACUGCUAUAUAGACCGACCAGGCCAGGGCGCGAGUCAUUGUGCAGGCAAGCCAGCAAACAAUCCUGAAAAGGCACCUUAACAUGGAGUAUGAGGCGGCCACUGGGUUAGUCCUAUCUAUAAUAUUGCUAUGUUUUGCAUGGGUAAUGAUGACAAAGCUCCGACGCCGUCGAUUGGAAGAUCGACAAGGUAAGCUCCCACCAGGGCCGAGAUGGUGGCCGGUGGUUGGAAACAUUUUCCAACUGGGUUGGGCGCCACACGAGUCCUUUGUAAAGUUGGCUCGUAAGCACGGCCCCAUCAUGACCCUUUGGCUAGGGUCAAUGAGCACGGUGGUGAUCUCCUCCAGUGAAGUGGCUCGGGUCAUGUUCAAAAAUCAUGAUGCCGUUCUUGCGGGCAGGAAGAUUUACGAAUCUAUGAAGGGGAAUUAUGGUAACGAGGGUUCCCUCGUUACCGCUCAAUAUGGACCUCACUGGCGCUUGUUGCGGCGCUUGUGCACCACCGAGUUUUUCGUCACAAAUCGUCUUGAAGCAACGCGAGCUGUACGCGGCAGGUGCAUCGACGGCUUGGUGCAGUUCAUAGAAGAUGCUAGUGCAAAUGGUACCGAAGGCAUCGACGUUGGAAGGUUCUUCUUCUUGAUGUCUUUCAAUCUCAUAGGAAAUCUUAUGUUCUCAAAAGAUUUGCUGGAUCCCAAAUCGGAGAGAGGGGCCAAGUUUUUCUACCAUGCAGGCAAGGUCAUGGAGUUCGCUGGGAAGCCGAACGUGGCCGAUUUCAUGCCAAUCCUAAGGUGGAUGGACCCACAAGGUAUACGGAGGAAGACCCAGUUCCACGUCGAACGUGCCUUUGAAAUAGCAGGAGGGUUCAUUGGAGAGAGGAUGGAGAGCUUGGAGAAUGAAAAUAGCGAAGAGAAAAGAAAGGACUACCUAGACGUGCUUAUGGAGUUUCGGGGUGAUGGUGUGGAGGAGCCCUCGAGGUUUUCUCCAAGAACCAUAAACGUUGUAGUCUUUGAGAUGUUCACUGCGGGGACAGACACGACCACAAGCACACUGGAGUGGGCAAUGGCUGAGAUUCUCCACAACCCUGAAACUCUAAAGAAGGUCCAGGCUGAACUGAGGAGCACCAUCAGCCCUGGUAAGAGGCUGGAAGAGAAGGACAUCGAAAGCCUCCCGUACCUCAAAGCUGUCAUAAAGGAAACCCUAAGGAUACACCCACCACUCCCUUUCUUAGUCCCACAUAUGUCCAUGGAUUCGUGCAAAAUGUUAGGCUAUUAUAUCCCAAAGGAUACACAGAUUCUCGUAAAUGUCUGGGCAAUUGGACGGGACCCGACGACGUGGGAUGAACCUUUGGUUUUCAAACCGGAGAGGUUCUUGGAGCCAAACACGGUGGAUUUCAAGGGGCACCAUUUUGAGUUCAUACCAUUUGGGUCUGGGCGACGAAUUUGUCCAGCUAUGCCUCUUGCUGCUCGUGUGCUUCCGCUGGCUUUAGGGUCUCUCUUACACAGGUUUGACUGGGUUUUGGCAGACGGCCUUAAGCCAGAGGAGAUGGACAUGACCGAGAGGAUGGGGAUAACACUCAGGAAAGCUGUCCCAUUGAAGGCUAUAGCGAUGCCUUACAAAUUAGGUGACCACGUCGGAAAGAAGUCGAUGCGUUAAACAGGGCUCCUGGCCGAAUUAUGGUUUCAUUAAUUAAUUAAUUAGCACGUUUGGGGCGGGGGUUCAUAAUUUCCUAAUUAUGUAAUUUUGGUCUUCCCUUAGUUACACCUUCUGAUUGUAAUAUAUUAUUGGUGUGUGGUAUUUGGCUUGGGACGCUCUAAGAAUUUCCUACCUAGUUAAUUAAUGCUGC